Molecule: messenger RNA, 923 nt
Organism: Tribolium madens (black flour beetle)
Lineage: Eukaryota; Metazoa; Arthropoda; Insecta; Coleoptera; Tenebrionidae
Gene: mRpL4
Product: 39S ribosomal protein L4, mitochondrial
Exons: 2
Coding region: 62-886 (274 amino acids)
Biological process (GO): translation
Cellular component (GO): ribosome
Molecular function (GO): structural constituent of ribosome
Source: RefSeq, a predicted model, not a curated record
UGAUAAUGAGGUUAUGUGUGUAUAACAUAGGUUAUGUUUGUAGGCUUCGAAAACUGCAAAAAUGUUUUCUGGUACAGUUCCCAAAUUAAGAAUUUGCGUUCGCACAGUCCGUUCCUUUUCCUCAAUUCCUAAUAAAUCUCAAAUCGAGCCUCGUCAACUAGCUUUCCCCCCAAAGUACCAAAAACCUCGUCAAGUUUGGUUAGAAAACUUUGACACGAUUGAAGAAAAGAAACUCGCUAUACUAGAACUGCAUCCUGAGGUGUUUGCAGCUAACCCCCGAAUUGACUUAAUCCACGACAACGUACGAUGGCAAUCUUUGUAUCGCUAUGUGAGUUAUGCACACACAAAAUCGAGGUUUGAAGUGCGAGGAGGAGGCCGUAAGCCUUGGCCCCAAAAAGGUUUAGGAAGAGCUCGCCAUGGGUCGAUACGAAGUCCCUUGUUUAGGGGUGGUGGAGUGAUCCACGGCCCCAAAUCACCCACUCCACAUUUUUACAUGUUGCCAUUUUAUACCAGGGUUCACGGAUUGACCUCAACGUUGUCAAUUAAGUUGGCUCAGGACGAUUUACAUGUAAUCACAGACUUAGAGAUACCAACUGAUGAUCCAAAUUUUCUUGAGGAAUUAGUUAAGAGCAGGAAGUGGGGGCCUUCAGUCCUAUUUGUGGAUGAGUCUGAUAUAAUGCCAAGGAAUAUUACAGCAGCAACUGACCCAAUUAAACAUUUUAAUUUAAUGCCAGCUUAUGGACUCAAUGUUUACUCAAUGCUUAAACAUGACACGUUGGUGUUGACAAGGGCUGCAGUUGAUUUGAUUGAAUCAAAACUGUUAACGCAUCUACAUAAGAACAAUGUAAUGCCUUGCACACAGAAAUAUAAGUUAAAUCAAAUGUAAUGUAAUAGAAAAAAAUAAAAGUGUUUAGUUAAAUGUU